Lotus japonicus is the source of this 1183-nucleotide messenger RNA. RefSeq names its product persulfide dioxygenase ETHE1 homolog, mitochondrial-like. Gene Ontology annotation, biological process: hydrogen sulfide metabolic process; glutathione metabolic process. Bases 176 to 1012 code for a protein of 278 amino acids. The transcript is spliced from 9 exons. Lineage: Eukaryota; Viridiplantae; Streptophyta; Magnoliopsida; Fabales; Fabaceae. Gene Ontology annotation, molecular function: sulfur dioxygenase activity. The record is from RefSeq and is a predicted model, not a curated record.
GAAUCUCCCCGUAUCACUCAAUACCACUGGCGACGACCAUGGCAAUGAUCUCAUUGUUGAAGUAAUCGUCCCCAAUUCUUAAAUAUAUCCAACACCCAUCUACAUCAUCGUCGAGGUCAAUCACAUUUUCUUCCAUCUCCAAUUCCAAUCCUUACUAUUUAUUUAUAUCACCAAAAUGCUUCGCUUCCACUUCAUCAAACUCACCUCUCUCUUCCCUCCCAAACCCUCACCAUUUCCACUUCGAUCACAAAUGGGUUCGUUUUCCACUUCCACUUCCUCUUCCUCCAAGCUCCUGUUCCGCCAGCUUUUCGAGAAGGAAUCGUCUACCUACACGUAUCUUCUUGCUGAUUCUUCACACCCUGAUAAACCAGCACUUUUGAUUGACCCGGUUGAUAGGACAGUGGAUAGAGACUUGACACUUAUUAAAGAGCUGGGUUUGAAGCUUGUUUAUGCCAUGAACACACAUGUACAUGCAGAUCAUGUCACUGGGACUGGCCAAAUCAAGGGAAAAGUUCCUGAUGUAAAAUCUGUUAUUUCAAAAGCAAGUGGUGCAAAAGCAGAUUUACAUGUGGUGCCAGGCGAUAAAAUCCACUUUGGUAAUCUUUUUCUUGAGGUUCGUGCAACUCCUGGUCAUACUGCGGGUUGCAUUACCUAUGUUACAGGAGAUGGACCUGAUCAACCUCAACCUAGGAUGGCAUUCACUGGAGAUGUCCUAUUAAUACGUGCAUGUGGAAGGACAGACUUUCAGGGUGGGAGUUCAGAGCAGCUUUACAAAUCAAUCCAUUCACAGAUUUUCACACUGCCGAAGGACACAUUGAUCUAUCCAGCUCAUGAUUACAAGGGAUUCACUGUUAGCACUGUUGGAGAGGAGCUGCAAUAUAAUCCACGCCUAACAAAGGAUGAGGAAACUUUCAAGAACAUCAUGGCAAAUCUUAACCUGUCAUAUCCAAAAAUGAUCGACGUAGCUGUCCCAGCUAAUUUGGUUUGCGGAAUCCAAUCCGAAACAAACUGAGCUUUUACAAGUCUUGUCUGAUAGUCAAUACAGUGAUGUUAUUCUUAUACCCUUUGCAAGUAAAGGAAAAGGAAAAUGUUAUUUUCCCUUUGAGUUGAAGAGAAACAUGCAAAUGUAAAUAAAUAAAUUGAUUAUUGUGGGGGCAUCAAUAUAAUCUAUAAUUAGAUUCCA